This is a messenger RNA of Cryptomeria japonica (Japanese cedar), 1098 nucleotides long. Its product is annotated as phospholipase A1-Igamma3, chloroplastic-like. Bases 1 to 1098 code for a protein of 365 amino acids. Gene Ontology annotation, molecular function: glycerophospholipase activity. Gene Ontology annotation, biological process: lipid metabolic process. The transcript is spliced from 2 exons. Lineage: Eukaryota; Viridiplantae; Streptophyta; Pinopsida; Cupressales; Cupressaceae. The record is from RefSeq and is a predicted model, not a curated record.
AUGGCAAUAUCUCGAUUAGUUUUGGGCAAUUGGAAGGAGGCGAAUGAAAAAACUAAUGGAGAUGUAGAAGACAAACCAAACCAAUUAAAGGUUUGUGAUAUGUGGCAAGAUAUCCAGGGUGCCAACCAUUUGAAUGCAAUGCUGGAUCCCAUUAACCAACUUCUCAAAGCAGAGAUACUCAGAUAUGGUGAUUUUGCACAGCAAUGCUACGAUUCAUUUGACAACACGCCCUCUUCCACAUACUAUGGAAAUUGUAAGCGCAGCAAAAGCUCGCUCGCCCAGAGACUGGAGUUGCUAAAUUGUGGGCGUGGGUAUCAAGUUACCAAAUAUAUAUACGCUAAUACGAGUCUUUUGGACUCCAUUUUUGGCGAGGAAUCAAGUGAAGGCGUUGCCUGGAUAGGUUAUAUUGCAAUUUGCACUGACCCAGAUGAGAUAAAGAGAUUGGGAAGACGUGACAUAGUUGUUGCAUGGAGAGGCACGCAGACUCCUUUUGAAUGGAUGCGAAAUCUGAGAGACAUAUUGGUUCCUGUUAUGCCAUCAAAGGCUACAACAUGCUCCAACAUCCAAACCAUUUCAAAUCCAGAUGCCAGGAUAGAGAAGGUUUUCUCAGUUGUUAUACGGCCACCGACGAGGACUCUGUUAGAUGCAAGCUUAGUGCAAGGGACACUGUUGUGGAUCAUGGUGAACGAAUAUGGUGUGAGCUCAAUUCCCGUCAAAGUGUUUUCCUUCGCGUCUCCACGCGUAGGGAACCCGUCAUUUGCCCAACAUAUGGAAGAGAUUGGCGUCAACGUGCUGCGUGUGGUAAACCACAAGGACUUGGUUCCAAAAGUUCCAGGGAUUUUUUUCAACGAAAAGUUGGGAUGGCUGACAAGGCUUCUGCACUGGCUUCCCUGGGCAUAUGUUCAUGUGGGAGUAGAGAUUAGUAUAGAUAGCAGCAGAUCGGCUAUCCUAAAGGACAUGCAUAAUCCUGCAAAUUUCCACAACUUGGAGGUUUAUUUGCAUGCACUUGAUGGCUUUCAAGGAAAUAACAAGCUACCCUUUAAACCCUCGGGAAGAGAUCCAGCACUGGUUAACAAACACUCUGACUUAUUUGAUUGA